This is a messenger RNA of Homarus americanus (American lobster), 693 nucleotides long. Its product is annotated as U1 small nuclear ribonucleoprotein 70 kDa-like. The record is from RefSeq and is a predicted model, not a curated record. Bases 1 to 693 code for a protein of 230 amino acids. The transcript has a single exon. Lineage: Eukaryota; Metazoa; Arthropoda; Malacostraca; Decapoda; Nephropidae.
AUGAGACAGGCAACAGAGACAGGCAGCAGGAGACGGUCAAAGGAGACAGGCAACAAGAGACAGGCAGCAGGAGACGGUCAGCAUGAGACAGGCGACAGGAGGCAGGGGCAACAGGAGGCAGGCAACAGGAGACAGGCAGCAGGAGACAGGGCAACAGGAGACAGGCAGCAGGAGACGGGCAGGAGACAGGCAACAGGACAGGCAAGGGGAGACAGGCAACAGGAGGCAACAGGAGACAGGCAGCAGGAGACACAUGAAACAGGCGACAGGGAGGCAAGGCAGCAUGAGACAGGCAGCAAGGAGACAGGCUGGGAGGCAACAGGCAGCAGGAGACAGGCAACAGGAGACAGGUACACAGGAGACAGGCACAGGAAGCAACAGAGACAGGCACAGAGGCAGGCAACAGAGACAGGCAGCAGAGACAGGGCAACAGGAGACAGGCAACAGGAGACAGGCAACAGGAGGCAGGGCAACAGGAGACAGGCAACAGGAGGCAGGCAACAGGAGACAGGCAACAGGAGACAGGCAACAGGAGGCAGGCAACAGGAGACAGGCAACAGGAGACAGGGCAACAGGAGAGCAAGCAAAGUGACACAGGAGCAGGAGAAAGGAAGGGAGACAGGCAGGAGAGCAAGGAGAGCAAACAGGAGACAGGCAACAGGGGAGAGAGACAGGGGCAGAGACAGGCAAUGA